This is a messenger RNA of Neoarthrinium moseri, 2367 nucleotides long. RefSeq lists its product as uncharacterized. The coding region runs from base 1 to 2367 and encodes 788 amino acids. The record is from RefSeq and is a predicted model, not a curated record. The transcript has 3 exons. Lineage: Eukaryota; Fungi; Ascomycota; Sordariomycetes; Amphisphaeriales; Apiosporaceae.
AUGGCCUCCAAGCCUCUGCUCCAACAGUUAUUCGUAUGGGCCUCAAUAUCGCUCGUCAAAGCGUACGACAUAACCCUCCCCGGAGCCACAAGCCCGUUUAUCCCCUCGUGCGCUCAGAGCUGCCUGACGUCCUUCAUCAACGAUGACACCUUCUUCAAGGCUUCGGGUUUUACGCUGGGAGAGGGAGCCAUGACUUGUGUUGUAGGACUCAACUACUCUUGCCAGGCCAGCAAUAACAAUGCAAUAGCCGCCUUGGCUUCGAACGCCUAUAACGUGUGCUCGGGUCAACCAAGUGCGGUGACUCCCACUCACCCAACACUCACGGCCUCCCUGGAAAUUCAAACAUCCAGCGCAACCGCGAUCAUCAUAGUGAUAGAGCCGAGCAGGAUUCCACCGACUACUUCCGGGAUUGUCGUGAGCACUACGUCGUCUUCCACACUGGAGACAGCGACGAACCCGCCAACCACCUUCAUGACAGUGACCCCGGGAACGACAACACCCGCCAAAACAUCAUCAAGUACGACUAGCCCGACAGUCACCGCCAGUCCACAAACUACCGAGUCAAGCCAGCCUGCUCCAGCGAGACUUGGGACCCCACAGAUAGUUGGAGUCUCUGUUGGUGUUGCCGGAGCCAUUGUGCUGGCAUUAUUAGCGAUAUGCCUCGCCCGCCGGGCCCGAAGACGGAAGUAUCCAGAUAUGGAUACUGAGGGUUUCUUCCCGAUGGACGAAAAGAGCAGCUUUGGAGUAGGUGGAGGAGGGGGUGCUGGCGGCGGUGUCGUGGCAAGAAUCAGCAGAAUAUUCCACAUCUCACCACCUAUUCUCCGGCAGCCAACUCGGGAGGAACCGCCUGUUCCGCCUGCCCCGAGUGAAUAUUACAACGUCGACCGCAGCACUAUCGGCUUAGCUAUCUCCAGGCCGCGUAGUGAGGUGGCGCCGAAACAAUCGUCACCGAGAGUCGAGCGGCGCGCCUCCAAGCUACUUCCACCCAAGCCACUGCGGCCCGUGAAGCCUAAUCUCACCCUGAACAUCCCGAACGCUAUUCAUCCGGCCCUCCGGCCCCAGUCGUCACAACCUCAGACUGACAGGACAAGCACGAUGACGAACAUGACAGCGUUCGCAGACCUCGACACCGAGGCGGCCGAAGGAGCACAGGUCUGGCGACCUCCACCCCCUGACCCCCAGUCUGCAAAUGCCUACUACGUUGCCGAUAAAUGGGGUAACUGGGUGUUAAGUAACAACAACCGCCAGUCACAAGUGGCGCAGGUCACGGAAGUAGCUGAGUUAGACACAUACACCCCCUUGACCAAGUCGCCAAUAGAAAAGCAAGAGGAGGCCGCUGUCGCAAUGGCUGCCGCCAUAUCAGCUGCGUCUUCCUCCUAUCUUGCGAGACCGCAGCCUGCUCUGGCGAAGACAGGGGUAGAGCCGAACAUGUCACGAAGUUCAAGCCUAUACUCGCAGGCUAGUGCCGUGCGUCCGCCAGGCCGUACACUGGCACCGGUGCCGAACAGGAACUACGGGCCCCGGCAAGGUCGAUCAAACUCCAAGGCGUCGAUGGAUUCGGCAACAACCAUCGCUACCUCAUCGUCCUUUGGCGGACCGUACGACGACGAUCCCCCAGUUGAGGCAGAGCCAGGGCAUUUGUCAGUCUUGUCGCCGGUAGUGGAGUCCCCUCGAACUCCCACCGGGCGCUCUCCUGUCAAGUACCCAAAGAUACCCGGCAGGCUAGACCCAGCGACAAUCCGGCUGGUUCCGCCACCUCAACGACCGAACUUUGCUGCUUCACCGCCUGGCCAACCAAGUCCAACACUCGGGGCAGUGAUGCCAGUCCGCGGCUCUCCGUCAGCCUAUCCACCGCCUCUGAACCCGAGACGGAGCAUGCAGCCAGCGGAGAGAUCCAACCAGGGUUAUAUGGUGCAACCGCCUUCAGGCUCCGGAUUCUCUCCUACGCGCGCCCCGAUCCCGAAGUUCCCAUCCCCGCCUCCGAACGUGCCCGCACGCUCUGAAAAGCGGCUUUCGCGGCAGAAUAUGCCACGGCUAGAUACGAACAAUCUGCCUCCGCCGCGAGCACACAUCUCCUCUUACAUCUCCCCCACGAGUGCCGUUACGACGUCGUCGACCGCCAGCUCGCUGCUCGCGAAGCGGCUCGGGAACGAGAGAGCGGCUGCCCUGUCACUGGAGAACAACCAGCGCAGAGCCGCUGCCGCAGGGCCAUGGAAACGUCAGGGCGGCCCUUCGGGGUCGGCCGGGCUGCUGAGCCCGGAGAUGGCGGCGAUGAUGUCCCCGAGAGGACUGCCUGCCACACCCACAUGGCAGCCCAAACUGACGCCUACCCGGCGCGGAGAUGACCUGUUUCUGAAUGUGCAGUAA